This is a messenger RNA of Caenorhabditis remanei, 2463 nucleotides long. RefSeq lists its product as uncharacterized. The transcript has 15 exons. Lineage: Eukaryota; Metazoa; Nematoda; Chromadorea; Rhabditida; Rhabditidae. Gene Ontology annotation, molecular function: dolichol kinase activity. Gene Ontology annotation, biological process: dolichyl monophosphate biosynthetic process. Gene Ontology annotation, cellular component: endoplasmic reticulum membrane. The coding region runs from base 1 to 2463 and encodes 820 amino acids. The record is from RefSeq and is a predicted model, not a curated record.
AUGAGUUCGAUUGAACUUCCACAGCUGAUGGACGACAAUUUGAUUACUCGGCGAAAAAAAAUUCUGCAAGCUAUCGAAGAUAUUCGUGGAAAAAAAUCUGAAAUAGCUCAAGCUCUCCGUGAAUUGGGAGUUGGAAAGCCACAAGAAAACGAAACAGUGAAAGAGAAUAUGAAACAACUUUUGGCAGCUUUUGAUGCGAUUUCAGCACAGGAGACGCAGUAUAUGGACAUUUUGAAAACUAUUGUCGGAAUUCAUGAACAAGCUACACUCGAUAUCGCCAAGGAUUUUGAGGAAAAAAUUCAAAAAGACGCGCAAAAAUUGAAAGAAAAGAAAGAAAAACAACAAGAAGAGGAGGAGAAUGCAGAAGACGAGAACGCCGAGAAGUCUCCCGAAGAAUUGGCGAACAGUGAAGUGAUGGCUGAACUUCAAGAAGCACUUCUUGAAUUGAAAAAAGUGUCAGAAGCGGCUGUUGCAGCAUCUGAACUGAACGAGAAACUAGUAGAAAGACUUCAAUUGACAAAGAAAAAGAAGAGUGCUAUGAUGGAGGUUCGUGCUAAAAAGGCAAAGGAUCUGGAUGAAGAAGCUGCGAGAGCGAGAGCUGAAGUGAUGGAGAGAAUCAAUAAAAUGGCUGCUCUCAAGAAGACAACUGGUAGACAAGAGAAAGAGUUGAAAGAACUCCAGAAGCAAUGUCUACAACUGGGUCUCCAGUUGGGUGUGGAAGAUAAUCAUGAGAUUGAUCCAAACGCAGAGCUCGCAGUUCUAGAUGAUAAUCAAAGAGUUCCUAUGAUCCCUGAGACUCACGAGAAGGCAGAACUGAAUGAAGAAGAAAAAGAGAAAAGAAGAGAAGAAAUCAGAGAAAAUAUUAAGAAAGAAAUGGAAAAAAAAGAACAAGUCACUGUUUUGAUUCGCGAGAAACUCGCGUCUAUGGGCGCAAGACACAAGAGACUUCAGCAAAUCAGAAAAAUGUUGGAAAAACACGAAGAACAGAAAGAACAACUUGAAGCAACUAUCGCUGCAUCACAAACUGGAGAAGGAAUCCCACUGACCCCAGAAGCUCGACUUCCAUCACAAGAAGAAGAAAACCCUGAAUCUGCUCCUAUUGCAACUUCAGAAGCUGGCGAGGUUGACGAUGAGGAUGAGCACGUCACGGAAAAGUCUCUGGAUGAUAUUUUGGCAAACGCCAAAGCCAAUUUGAGCAAUUUGACAGCAAUGAGAGAACGCCUAGAACAUAUCAAAGAAACAGGUGGUGCAGAUUUGAAUGAAGAAGAUGUGCAAUUGUUGCAGCAAUUGGAAGACGUUGCUCUGGAUUCAGAGGAAUCACAACAGCCUCCGAUCCAAAAGUUAUCAUCUCAAGCUGACCUCAUCAUGUGCAAGGAAUCAGAGGAAUCGGAAGAAAAGAAUAUUGAAGCCGCUGUUCGUGCUUCUUUCCACAAAAUCUUCCAACCAAAGCCCUUGAUUCUUUUCGAAAGUCAAAGAAAUCUUCUGAAUCAAGCUCGCCGAGCUGCGGUGGAAGAAAUGAUCAGAAAAAUUGACGAGAAGAGAACAUUUAUGUUCUUUAGAAUGUUUGGAGAUGAAUACGGUAGUUUGGUGAUUGUUGCUAUCGUUUCAACUGCAGCAAUUGUCGCGUUUUCAAGUAUCCUCAGAAAACGUCCAGUCAUCAUUAAUGCCGUCUUUGCCGUUGUCAUUUCAUUGGCAAUUUUAACAUUUUCAAGUUUUGUGAAUCGAUCAAUACUCGAAACUAUUGAACUCCUCUACCGUAUGGUGAUUGGUCCACAUGAUUCGUGGAAUAGAGUCUAUAUGGUUGCAUUUUGGUUGGCAAAUGUUGCAAUUUCUAUAAUUUUUUGUGUUUACGUAACAUCCACUGGAAGAAGUAGUACAGUUCAUAGGAAAUUCUUCCAUUUGACAGUAUCUCUCAUUUAUAUAUCUGGAAUACUUCUUGAUCCUCUUUUCUCUUGGUUGUGUGCCUGGCUUUGGCUUUGCAUAUUCGUCCUUCUCGAAUUGCUUCGAUAUCUGAAUGUUCCACCAUGGGGUACUGUACUAAAUGAGCAUUUACUGAUAUUCAAAGAUGCCCAAGAUUCCGAACUUCUUUUGACUCCAAUCUACUUACUCGUUGGCAUCUUUUUGCCUUUAAUGUGGUCUGGAACUGGAGGAGAGUCGAGCUUCGAACCGAAACUUGCUCAUUUCGCUGGAGUUGCAGCUGUGGGUAUCGGUGAUUCUAUGGCAGCUAUUGUUGGAUCCAAAUGGGGAAACACAAAAUGGACAGGAAGUCGCAAGUCAUUAGAAGGAACACUGGCAAUGCUCUUCUCAAUGCUCACAUUUCUUUUUGUCACUAAUUUCUUCAUUCAGGAAGCCUCAUCAACAAUCUCAAUUAUUGUCGCUUCUUUGGUUGCAUCAGUCUUGGAAGCUUUUCUUAAUUCAAUGGAUAAUUUCGUGCUUCCUGCUGUAACUUAUUUCAUCUUAUGA